Molecule: messenger RNA, 1992 nt
Organism: Penicillium chermesinum
Lineage: Eukaryota; Fungi; Ascomycota; Eurotiomycetes; Eurotiales; Aspergillaceae
Product: Zn(II)2Cys6 transcription factor
Exons: 3
Coding region: 1-1992 (663 amino acids)
Biological process (GO): positive regulation of transcription by RNA polymerase II
Cellular component (GO): nucleus
Molecular function (GO): DNA-binding transcription factor activity, RNA polymerase II-specific; zinc ion binding; transcription cis-regulatory region binding
Source: RefSeq, a predicted model, not a curated record
AUGGCAGCCGAGGCACGGCGUGCAACUACCGCCUCACAUACGAGGUCAUUCACAGGGUGUGCGACGUGUCGCAGCCGCCAUGUUAAGUGCGAUGAGGGCCGACCAGCAUGUGCUAUGUGCACAUCUUUUGGUCUACCGUGUGCUGGAUAUAAGAAAGACCUAUUCUUCGAUUCGAAGAAUCCGGAUAAUCGAAUAAGAUUCCGGCGGCCAUUGUUUACAGAGGUGGAGCGAGUGCGUAUGAGCGAAUGGCUGGUAUCAGCUGCACCGCCCUGGUCAACGAAUAGAAUGCUUGCACAGAUCGACGAGGAAGGAUAUGAAGACGUCUCUGGUACGGACUUUGGUCUUCAGCUAGGUCCGUUUGGUGUUUUCAAGGUACAGCAGAGUCCGCGUGGUUUGUGUAGAACUCCCAGUCUAUCUGUCAUCAAUGAUCCAGAGGAGACAAGCGCAAGCAGCCCUCUUCCAGACUUGAGCUCAGUAGCAGAAGUGUUCACCUUUGACACGAACGUUUCUCCCGGAAUACCGUUUUUCAUGGAGGCUUUGUUCGAUUCAGCGGAUCAAGGUCCAAGUCCGCCCACUCCAGAGCUUAUAGACACGUUCAUAAAUCCCACUCACCUGGAUAACGAACCAGUAACCCCCCCAAGGCUACCAUUCAUUGACUCUCACAGCCCAUACUUUCUGCAACUCUCCCGUCCUACCUCACUCUCUCACAUUUACCCCUACUGCGAACAGAACCAUUCCUCGGGAUACUAUCUUCUUGCUAAAGCAUUACUCUUCAACGGUUAUCAGCUUAAUGACACCACACUUGGAGAUGUCUUGAAUCAUGCCAGCUUAGGCGUCUUCUACGGCACACUUGCAAUAAGCGCAUUGAGCCUGGGGGGCGUAUCCAAGUCUGACGACUGGCUCAGCCAAGCCAGAUUGUAUUUCCAGGAGGCUGAAUGUCACGCAAAGCACAUGUUGCUCACAGCCUACGAUAUUCCCAAACCGGCCAAAUACAAGUCUAUGCUGAUGGCCAUUCUCACUAUGGUGCAAGUCUCAACCUUUUCUGGUGAUCGUGACCAGGCUGAAGAAUACUUUCUGGAAGCAGAAAAAUUGAUUCGCCUGAAAGGUCUGAGGCGGCGAAAGUCUCGAAAGGUCCGUUUACUGCAUCACUGCUACGCCUUCGAGCGCAUGUUUCAUGAAAGCAUCUUCAUCAACGGCGCAAACUCGAGUCAUAGGCUCAAUAUACGUAGAGCUAUUGAAUCCAGCGGCCUCGCUCCUUGCAGUGUCGAUGGACUCUCUUUUCGUUUGUCUAAAUGGCAAAACCUCCAACAAGAGAUGAUGCGUGUUCGAGAUCAAGAGGAAGGUGAGAACGAUCUCCAUCUUGAGCGACCUGGUUUAUGCUUUGCCACGUUGUACCCAGAGAUCUUCGGCAUCCCAGAACCUUGGGUUCAGCUGCUAUCACUGAUUAUCCGCCUGGGGACCGAAAAGGAUACCGCCGAGCACGAGAGCGACAGCAGUCUCGACCUGAAGGAUUUCAUCAGCAGAGCGAAGGCGCUAGAAGAUUGCAUCAAUCGGCUUCAAAAGCCGAAAGAAAUGACAGUCUGUCUCGAUACCCAUCAGUCCUUUGUGGACCGAGAUAUCUUAGAUCAUAUGCUUGAGGCGAUGCGCAAUGCCUUAGCAAUUUAUUUCUACCGCCGAAUAUACGACCUGAACGCGUCUAUGUUGCAAGACAAAGUCUCGACUAUUCGAGACUGUCUUCUUCAAUGUGAAUAUGCUGAUUCUAGCGUAGUACAUGGCUCAGCUGGGUUUAUCUGGCCAGCUUUUAUUGCUGCAUGUGAAGCCGAAGAUUCGAAGGUACAAGCGUCCUUCUCAACCUGGUUCGAGCUAUCAGCGCGUCGCAGUGGCUUGUCUUGUUUUGACCAAACAUUGUCAUCUAUACAGCAGAUUUGGGAUGAGAAGCAGCGAGGGAACGGCAGCAGUAUGACAUGGUUAGAUCUCAUGAAGAAAGCCUAA